Messenger RNA from Musa acuminata subsp. malaccensis (wild Malaysian banana), 1356 nucleotides. The record is from RefSeq and is a predicted model, not a curated record. Lineage: Eukaryota; Viridiplantae; Streptophyta; Magnoliopsida; Zingiberales; Musaceae.
AUGUCUCGUACCGAGAUCUUUCUCCAAGUUAGGGAGAAGGGUCUCUUGCGAUGCCCCCAUCCCAUGAGAGCCACUCACAAAGAUCGAUCCAAAUAUUGCAGGUUCCACCGAGACUAUGACCAUGACACAGAGGACUGCCACGACCUCCGGAAUCAAAUCGAGGAACUAAUCCAGAAAGGUCACCUUGGGCCCUAUCUCGAGGAACCCCGGGAAGAGACUCCACACCCCAGGGGACCUGUUGAAAGGCAAAUCAAUGUCAUCUCCGGAGGACCAGCAGCCAACGGUAGCAUUUCUACAACAAGGAAGGCCUACUCCCGCAGCACGGUCGAGAAAUGUCCCCAACCCGAGCUCGAGCCUGAAAUCACUUUCAGGGCCGGAGAAGUCGAGCGCUCCCACCAUGACGAUGCUCUAGUGAUCUCCAUUCGGAUUGUCAACGCUCGAGUCAAAAGGGUGAUGGUUGACACCGAGAGUUCCACCGACGUCCUGUACCUCGACACCUUCAGGAGGCUCGGAUUGACUAAGGAAGACCUCACCCCCAUGGCGUCAGCACUCACUAGGUUCACGAGGGAUUCUAUCUCCCCGCUCGGAACCACCAUCCUCCCUAUCACCAUCGGGGAAGAGCCGAGAGCGAAGACAAUGAUUACCACCUUCAUGGUAGUCGACCUACCCUCGGCCUACAAUGUCAUCCUCGGCCGACCGAUGCUCAACAAAUUAAAGGCGGUGGUCUCCACCUACCACAGGGUCGUCAAGUUCCCGACCCCGGCAGGAAUCGAGGAGUCCCGAAAAGUGGCCCAGCACCGGCUCAACAUCGACCCUGAGGCUCGGCCGGUGAGACAAAAACCAAGGAAGUUCGCACCAGAUCGACAAAAGGCGAUCAGCGAGGAGGUCGGCCGCCUUAAGAGAGCCGGAUUCAUUACUGAUGUUCAAUACCCUCGGUGGCUAUCGAAUGAAGUCCUUAUUAAGAAGUCCAAUGGAAGCUGGAGGAUAUGUCUUGAUUACACCGAUCUCAAUCAGGCAUGCCCUAAAGAUUGCUAUCUACUUCCCAAGAUAGAUCAAUUAGACGACGCCACCAUAGGACAUGAACUCCUCGCAUUCAUGGACGCAUUCUCAGGCUACAACCAAAUUCAGAUGGUGACUCAGGAUCGGGAGAGCACUGCCUUCAUCACCAAUAGAGGGGCGUAUUGCUACAAAGUAAUGCCCUUCGUCCUGAAAAAUGCUGGAGCGACUUACCAAAGUAUGGUCGAAAAACUCUUCAAGCACCAACUAGGGAAGAACAUGGAAGGAUACGUGGACGACAUGAUCAUGAAGAGCAAGGCCGCAAGCACGCACUUGACUGACCUAGCGGAAACGUUCUAA